Messenger RNA from Lachancea dasiensis, 1056 nucleotides. The record is from the annotation of a GenBank genome assembly. Lineage: Eukaryota; Fungi; Ascomycota; Saccharomycetes; Saccharomycetales; Saccharomycetaceae.
AUGAUCUCACCACCUUACUGUCACAAUCUUGUACAGUUCGGUAGACUUGUACAAAAACAAUCUCUAUUGAUUGCAAAGCGCGAAUCUAGCAAUAUGACUCACCCUACAGACAUCCCUAACGUUUUCGAUGGAUCAGUGGAUCUUGGAAUCAUCGGAGGAACAGGUCUUUACAAACUGGAAUGUUUGGAGGCCAUUGCAAUUUUACCAGCGAUGGCGACGCCUUGGGGCACAACGUCCUCGCCCAUCACAAUUUCUAAAGUGGUGGGAGCCUCCGAUGAGCACUUCCAUGUAGCAUUCAUUUCCAGACACGGGCUGCACCACCAAUAUUCGCCAUCCACGGUUCCUUUCAGAGCCAACAUGGCUGCUUUGAAGCAUCUACAAUGUAAAGCCGUUCUUUCUUUCAGUGCUGUUGGUUCUUUGCAACAACAUAUCAAACCCCGGGAUUUUGUCUUGCCCCAGCAAAUCAUCGACAGGACAAAAGGCAUCCGAGAAUCAUCCUACUUGAACGAUGUCGGGCUCGUUGGCCAUGUAGGGUUUGGAGAACCAUUUUCUAAAGCUUUUGCCCAGUAUAUCAACCAGUUUCAGGACGUUUUGAAGCACUCCGAUCCUGAAGACUCUUGUGCUCUUCACUUGAACAACGAAACCACUGUCGUUUGCAUGGAGGGUCCUCAGUUUUCAACCAGAGCCGAAUCCAAGAUGUAUAGAAUGUUGGGUGGUGAUGUUAUUAACAUGAGCGUGUUGCCAGAGGCUAAAUUGGCCCGCGAAUGUGAACUUCCAUACCAAAUGGUGUGUAUGUCCACUGACUACGACGCUUGGCGAGAUGAGGCGGAACCAGUCACUGUGGAGACUGUGAUGGGUAACUUGCACAAUAACAGCUCUAAUGCGAAUGCUCUAGCCUCUACUAUCAUUACCCAUAUGGCUAACGAUAUGCCAGAAUUCAUGAUAACUGGUGACGGCCUGAAGGGUUCUCUCAAAUUCAGUAUUUCCACAAAACCUUCUGCUAUGUCCAAAGAAACCUUAGCAAAGUUGAAAUUCUUGCACUUGGACUAUUGGUGA